AUGUAGGCCGACCAGCUGACUGAAGAGCAGAUUGCUGAAUUCAAGGAAGCCUUUUCCCUAUUUGACAAAGAUGGUGAUGGUACUAUCACAACAAAAGAACUGGGAACUGUCAUGAGGUCGCUGGGUCAAAAUCCAACAGAAGCAGAAUUGCAGGAUAUGAUCAACGAGGUAGAUGCUGAUGGUAAUGGCACUAUUGACUUUCCUGAAUUUUUAACCAUGAUGGCCAGAAAAAUGAAGGACACAGACAGCGAGGAAGAAAUCCGUGAGGCAUUCCGAGUCUUUGACAAGGAUGGCAAUGGCUAUAUCAGUGCAGCAGAGCUACGUCAUGUUAUGACAAACUUAGGAGAAAAGCUAACAGAUGAAGAAGUAGAUGAAAUGAUCAGAGAAGCAGACAUUGAUGGGGAUGGGCAAGUCAACUAUGAAGAAUUCGUACAGAUGAUGACCGCAAAGUGAAGAGACCUCCUUUACACCUUUUUUCCUCUAGAAGAAUCAAAUUGAAUCUUUUACUUACCUCUUGCAAAAAAAGUUCAUUUAUUCAUUCUGUUUCUGUAUAGCAAAACUGAAUGUCAAAAUACCUUCUGUCCACAAACUGCAUGUAAUGGUUGGUGGUUCUGUCCCCAAAAGAUCAAGUUAAACAUCAGUUUUACAAUAUAAUUAAUUGUACUACCUUGAAAAUAAAUAAAUUAAAAAAAAAAAAAGGAAGCACUUAGUGAACUCGAAAGUUCCAUUUGCUAAUGACUAUUACACUGUUUGGGCUGGCCAGUUUUUCAUGCAUGCAGCUUGACAAUUGAGCACAGUCAGACAUUUGUAUUAAAAAGAAGAAAAAAAAAA
Messenger RNA from Meleagris gallopavo (turkey), 831 nucleotides. RefSeq names its product calmodulin 1 (gene CALM1). Gene Ontology annotation, cellular component: myosin II complex. The record is from RefSeq and is a predicted model, not a curated record. NCBI's taxonomy places the organism in Eukaryota, Metazoa, Chordata, Aves, Galliformes, Phasianidae. Gene Ontology annotation, molecular function: calcium ion binding.